GCCAGACAAGAGCCACGUUAACAGUCGAAAUCGAUUACCACAGCAACCUUACAAAUCUUAGUUUCUGACUUUUUCUGAAGCAGUUUUUCUGACGAAUUAUUAUCCUCGAUAAAACAAUGGCCGAUCGUAAGUGGGAACAAGCCAAGAACGAAGCCGGCGCCGCCGCCGAGCACGCCAAACAGGCCGGCCAGAUCAAGCUGGACGAGACGAAACAGGCGGCCCACGAGAAGAAGGAAGAGCUGAAGCACGACGCCCAGCAUGCCGCCCACAAUGUACAGCGCAAGGCCCACGAGGCCGCCGAGAACGUGAAGGAUACGGCCCGUGACGUCCAGCAGCAGGCCGGCCAGAAGUGGGAGGAGACCAAGGAUGCGGCGGAUAAGAAGAGCAAGGACGCCGCACAGGCCGCCAUCGACAAGACGCGCCAGGCCACCGACGCCAGCAACACCAAGGUCAACCAGCAGCUGGAUAAGGCCGAGGACGCCGUGCAGGACAACCGCAGCUUCCUGGAGCAGGCCAAGGAGGGCGCGGCGCACGCGGCCACCGUCGUGGGGGAGAAUGUGCAGUCGGCGGCUGCUGUCGUCGGCGGAUACGCUGCCGCAGCGGCUGAGGGCGCCGCGCAUCUCGCCACGGCCGCCUACGAGAAGGUGGCGCACGCGCUGGAUCCCAAUGCGCCCGCGACGGCCGGCGACGUGGGGAAUGUGCCGUACAAGAAGGAAGAGAAGACCGUCAUCGAGCACAAUGUCAGCAAGUAGACGCGCACCCUGCAUUUCCCUGUAUUUAUUCCUCUGAAUUAAUCAUCUCGUCUCUCUCGCGCGGUCGCUGUACAAUCAAACACGGUUCCAACUGAUUAAGAGUAUUGUCUGUGCAUUCCUGUUUAUUUUCGAAUUUCGGUUUCCUUUUUUUUGUAUGAAUUUUCGUUGGUAUAAUAUUCUGUCAAGGAUAUGUUUUUUGAGAUGGCUGCUUUUUUGACAGCUACACAGCGGAUAAUUCACAGUGUUUCUUGUCUCGGUUGGGAAAUGGUCGUGUUGGCCCUGUGGAGAGCAUGCACUAUUUGCACCAUAUCGGGCUUUCAGUAAAACAAAUUCGAUAAACGGAAGGCGGUA
This is a messenger RNA of Paramacrobiotus metropolitanus, 1103 nucleotides long. RefSeq lists its product as uncharacterized. NCBI's taxonomy places the organism in Eukaryota, Metazoa, Tardigrada, Eutardigrada, Parachela, Macrobiotidae. The transcript has 2 exons. The record is from RefSeq and is a predicted model, not a curated record. Bases 117 to 752 code for a protein of 211 amino acids.